AUGACAUCUCCCUAUCCUCCAGAUAUCUCGGCAGAAGAAUCCGAUCAACUUCUUGUGACCAUCAAAGAUUGGUCCAUAGCUCAUGGAUUGGCAGUGAGACCCCCACCAGCAAUUAUCUCGACCAAAGCAGAUCCUCAUGGUGUCUUAGCAACCACUGCACCAGUCACUCUAUUUCCGAGUCCCUUUCCUCGAAUAUGUUUCGAGCAGGCCAAAUCGGUUCAGAAAGAUUACAAUAUCUUAUAUGCAUCUAUUGCUCAAGAUGAAGCUUUUCUCAAGGAUAUUGUUCAAGAAAUUAUUGAAGUGGAUGAUUUCAUUGCCCAACUUUGGCAUGUUCACGUGAAAGUUCGAACUGAAGGUUAUGUUCAGAACCUCUCUCUUGGUCUUUUUCGAUCAGAUUACAUGGUUCAUCAAGAGACAUCGGAUGCCACGCCUACGAUCAAGCAGGUCGAAUUCAAUACCAUCGCUUCUUCCUUUGGAGGAUUGUCCUCUCAAACUUCGCAAAUGCAUAAAUAUCUGUCAUUGAGUAAUUACAACCUUCUUAGUAAGGAUGUAAGUAAAUCACUUGACCUCCCAGAGAACACAAGCACCAUAUCAUUGGCUUCUGGAUUGUCACAAGCUUUUGAUUCCUACAAGAAAUCCAGUCCUAGUUCUCAACACGAUUGCUGCACAAUCUUCUUGGUGCAGACGCCGGAGCGAAAUAUUUUUGAUCAAAGGCACCUUGAGUAUGAGCUGCAAAAGCAGGGUAUACCAGUUUUUCGAUUGGCAUUCUCCGAAGUCCUUACUCAUACAACCGUGGCUCAAACUCCAAAAAGAGAGCUCCUGUAUUCACCACCAAGCAAUCCUUCCAAGAAAUUUGAAGUAGCGGUUGUCUAUCUCCGUGCCGGAUAUGGUCCUCAAGACUACCUCGACGAAUUGGCCUGGGAAGGUCGUUUCCAAAUCGAACGUUCAAACGCAAUCAAAUGCCCUUCAAUCUUGACUCAAUUGGCUGGAGCCAAGAAAGUCCAACAAGUACUUGCUACACCAAGAACUCCCUCUACACCAUCAAUCCUGAAUCGCUUCAUCAAGACAAGCGAUGUGGAUCUCGAAAGACUGGAAGAUACCUUUACAAACAUCUUCCCACUCGACGAUACCAUAGCCGGACUCGAAGCCCGAAAGAUGGCCAUCGAUCCAGAACGCUGCAACGGAUAUGUCCUAAAGCCCCAACGCGAAGGCGGCGGUAACAACAUCUACCGCUCGGCCAUCCCCCCAUUCCUCAAGUCCCUUCCCGAAUCCCAUUGGAAAUCCUACAUCCUCAUGGAAAUCAUCACUCCACCACCGGUUCACAACAUGAUUUUACGAAAUGGCAUCAUUGAGAAAGGUGGGGUGAUCUGUGAGCUUGGUAUCUAUGGUACAUGUUUGUGGGACCAAGCUACCUCGGAAAUCAUACAUAAUGAGGAAGCGGGAUAUCUCUUACGGACAAAGGGUGAUAAGAGUGAAGAGGGUGGAGUGGCGGCGGGUUUUGGGUCCAUGGAUAGUGUGGCGCUUAUUUAG
Messenger RNA from Sclerotinia borealis F-4128, 1530 nucleotides. The record is from the annotation of a GenBank genome assembly. NCBI's taxonomy places the organism in Eukaryota, Fungi, Ascomycota, Leotiomycetes, Helotiales, Sclerotiniaceae.